UCAUUUUUUCAACAUGGAAAGUACCAAACAAAAGGGAUUCAGUGAUGCUGAACAGCAUGUGGUAUUGUCUCAAGUUAUAUCUUUGAAUAGAUCAGAGACAAAACAAAUUCGUGUCGGCUUAAAAGUUACGUGUUUCGGUCAAUUCGUCCCGGUUGUGCAAUUUAUGGGCGUACGCCCGAAACGCGCCAUAUUGUCAAUGACACGAGAAGAAUGGACCCUUUUUUUCAACGAUUUGGAUGCCGUAACCGACUACUUUGACCCUGAGAAGUUUCACCCAAAGAUCAACCACAAUGUACCUGCAAAGGAAUUUGGGGCCAUAAACGUGAAAUUCCACCGUAGUUUUGAAAAUCCCUGCGUGACCUCUGUUCGCAAUGAUGAUGCAAAUCAAACUCCCAUAAUGAUGAUGGGGCAGAGCAUCAUUACAUUGAAAAACAAAGCUGCAUGGAUUAAUCAGUGGCUGGAUUUCUUGGAGACAUUGCCUCUCAAGGAAUAUAACGAAUCGCUUAUACGAUCAAUUACAGGCAUUGCUAUGAAUUAUAUGGAAUAUAAUAGAAUGCCUGCCACGGAGGAUCUUUAUCAUCGCAUACGCAAAAAUUUCGAGAAUAUGUAUCUCAUGGCUCGCGAUGAUCUCCGACGUACAAUACCCCACGACAAUCUCGCAUAUUUGUACCAAUUAUUUGGAGAAUUUUUCCAUAAUUGUUUUAAUUAUUUAGAUAAAUUCGCGGGAGGGGCUUACAGAAUGCCCUCAUAUUGAAAAAACCAUACACAUAUGAUUUUAUGUAAAUGAUUUGUAAAAUGGAACCUACGAUUUUAUGAAAUAUAAAAAAAGAUAAAAUUUAAACCCUAUGUUGAAUUAUUUAUUACAAAAACCCUCAACAUCUUUUCAGGUAUAAAAAAAAAAGACGGAAGGCAAAAAAAGCUAUUGGCUUUUAGAUAAAAAAAACUUUUGAAAGGAAAAAACACGCAAUAAAAAGAAAGAGAAAAACAUAGUCAAAAAAAAGGAGACAUCGUUGAGAAUUUUUCCAACGAUCUUCCAUAGAAAGGGAAAAUUUAUUGCCCUAAAAACCUGUAAAAAAAAAAGCAUCCAUUUACUACGCCAUUCAUACAAGGGCAUUGCGCAAUCCUCCAUCUAAAAAAAAAUAAUGGGCCAGUUUCCCUUAACACGUGAACAACAUUCCAUUGCAUAACAAUGGGAUGGUUUUAAGUGUUUUGCGACCUGCUCGCAUUCCUUCGUCACCCACCCACCACCCACUUCCUGUCGAACAAUGACAUUUUUUGGGGACCCUCACCCCAGGGGGCCCUAGAGCGGCGACGUCCUCCUCAAAGGACAAUGGGGAAAACGUGUUCGGACACGUCUGGAAAAAGGGGGAAGGGGGACGAUUCCUGGAAUAAAAUUCACCAAUCGUGCCCACUUACUACUGUAAUUAUUUCUAAAAUCUGUGCCGUCCGGCACCAUUGUUUUUGGGCGAUUCCCUCUCCGCCACCCCUCGCCCAAGGGAGACGGGAAGAAACUCUCUCCACUUCCCCUCGCCCAGGGAAGUGGCAUAUUUCUAUAAACGCAGAUCUUAUUCUCUAAAAAUAAUAUGAAUUAAUUUUGACGGCAUCGAGAUGAGGAGUUAAAAAUAAAAUCGCAAAUACUCUCCUUAGUUCUAUCCUAACUAUUAAUGAUGCAAUCUCACCUGUGGCUCGUUACCCACGUGUUUUAUUGUCGACCGGCGACGACCGGCCAAAAUCCAACGGAUGAUCUCCCUGACCUUAUUCCUCGAACAAAACUCGUGGCUUUUGGUCUCCAGGGUGUCUCCUUAAAUUGAUGUCGCGUCGACGAGAAGUUUUCACUAUUUAUUGCACUCAAAUGUUAUUUAUAUUUGCACCUCAAUAUUUAGCGUCCGUCACACGUGUUUUCCGACAAUGGAAUAAUCACAAUAGGCGAGUUGUGUCGUGCUCGGUAUUAAUGGCGCUGGCGUCUCUGUGUCAACCAGAGGCACGCGCGCCAACCGCAUUCAAAAUUCAAAUGGGGUUUCUCUACCCUCCUAGCAUCUCUGGAUCGGACGAUGAUUCUUUAUUAUUAUUUUUCCCUUUAUCCUUAAACAUUUUGUCCACGGAACGCGAUUAGAUCCUUCUGGUUGUUUUCUCGAGGAUCAGAGGAAAGUGGGAACCUUAAUUUUUACCCUAAAGUCUAACUUUUUAUUAUUUAUUUUAAAUUCAGCCUUUUGGCUAUCCUAGGGGUUACUAGGACUGCUCUAGGCCCCUAGGUCUGCCACCCUAAGCCCAAAACGUAUCUCCCCCUCCUGCUUGAUCCCUAAAUCGAGCGGUAUUUUUCGUACUCCUACACGUAUCCAAAAAAAUCUAAACGGGGGGAGUGAUCCUCAGGAAAUUCCACGUAGUUCGGUAAAUUUGGCUCAUAACCGGGAAUUCCCCUUGGUCCCCGCAUCCCUAAUGUUUCCGAUCACACAAACUCCUAUUACUCCUUCCUAUCUAAUUCUCGGGUUUUUACCCGCAUGAACUGGGGAGUUAUUCUCCCGGUUACUCUAAUUCCCAAUUUUCUUUUCCCUAACUUAUAUCUAAGCCUCUCUCGCUCUCUCUCUGUGUACUCACCCCCUUCUGGAUAUCUUCUUUGGAUCCCGGCAUGUUUUAAGGAAUUCUUGAAAAUUUCUUACAGCACCCAAAAACUAGCUAGACGGCAUCCUUAUUUCGUCCGGUGUUCACGAGUUCGCGCGACAUGUAUGAUUCGAUGAUUCUCGCAAUGUUCGCGCCACAGUAGCCAUUCAAUCGCGAUUUUCGACUGCGUUUUCCCUGACCGAUAUCCUGUCUGAGGUAUAUUGCCUCUGCUUGUAUUCUAAGAAAUUUGUUUGGAAAAUACUCAUGCAGGUAGACGCAACCGUUACACACUCUGUAUGUUUUGUAACGGCUUUCCUGUGGCCUCAGCGAAAACUCAAUACCCUAACAUCCAAAUGUCUCGACUAUCCAUAAACCUGGCCAAACCAUUACCUUCGUUCUGGUAAUUCGACAAAUCCGUAACCCCAAAAACUUAAUACAUAAACGGGAUCUCGGGGAAAAUUAGCAGCUCAAGUGUCCUCUCUUAAAUAAUUUAGGGCGCCAGCCGAUUUUUAACGACGCGGAAUCGACGAACCGCAGAUAAACCAGACUUUAAUCAAGAAAAUGAUUACUAAUUAUCCCCCAAGAUCCACUAACGACAAAACGGAAUUCGAAAACCAUACUUGGAAAUGUGGAUUACGUCCGGGUACGGGACUGCGCGGUUGCUCAGUGUGUGGGUCGUGGAGAGAGGGGUGGUUUCGUGGACGAGAAAAACAAGAACAAUGAAAACCCAUGAUCGGAAUCGAAAUCGAGUGUCUCAUCCUUAAUUCUAGAUGAGGAACAGGCGUAGGCUAAUAAUGGACAAUAAAUGGUUAAUUCGAAUUUGAUUAAUCAUCAGUAAUUUAUUUUUAAUCCUCAUAAUUUAAUAUAUUAAAUGACAACAAUUCAGUCUAGGAGAUCCGGACUUUUUAGAAUUAAAUAAUUAAAGGGAUCCCUUGCGAAUUUAUUUAACUAUGGAAUUUACUCGAAAUAUUCCUCUUUAGCCAGGUCAAGUGGGUGACGAGUCAGGAAUUAGACACGAAUCUGAGAGAGAGAGAAGAGGUACAGGUAGCGUGAAACCGAGAGAGAGCGAGAUAGGUAGCUUACCGGAUUUUUCAGAGCGAGUGCGGUUAUGAAGGUAGUUCAACAAUAGGUAGCUCGCGAUAUUAAUAAUUAAUUCCCCCGGAAUGGGACUGAUCUCUAACGGGAACUAUUAACGGAUUAAGAUAGCUGUCGAUUAAUUUGAUGAAUUAUACUAAACUAUGUGAAUGAACGCAUAACGAUACCACUUCGUGUGUUCGAGACUCAUCUUUAAUACUUCAAAUAACGAGUUGGUCACGUUCAAUGUGCGCAAUUAAUUCGAGUCGCCGAUAAUUCGUCAAAUACACCGUCUGUACCGCCAUUUGUGUCAUUCAGCGAUAUCGCCCGCUUUCCUGCCUAAAUUCGAUAGGUACGAUUUCUGAUUAUAGGUAGCUUAUUUUUCUAGUUAGCGAAGAUAUUUUGUUAGGGAUUUGAUAAAUUUAACCGGGUAGGGUGGAUGGGAAGCGGAAGUGGUGAGAUAGUUUUCCAAUGGGAUAAAAAAAAAACCGUGGAUUGAGCCGCAACGCGAAUCACUUUAAUUUAACCCUACUGUACAAUAUUUACACGUGAUGACUGUUCACUUUCUGAUGAUGAUUGUAACCGAUAAGUUCCAAUGAUGAGAAACCAAAAAAAAACGAUAAGAAAAGAUGUAUUAAGGGGUUACAUGGGUUUCACGGUUUCAAAAAAUCGAUUUUUUUUUGUCUUAUUAAAUUCUAUAACAUCUCUAGAAUAUUGUCCUAAAUUUUCAAGUUGAUCCGAGUAAUAGUUUCGGAGAUACAGCCCUGAAAAGACGAACGCUCCAGGUCAGGUAAUUCAAAGUGUCUAGAGCCGUUUAAAGUGUCUAGAGCCCAGAUAAGCCAGGGUUCGUCAUCGACAGGAGCAAAAGGAUGCCCUGGACAUUGCAGCUGCAGCAGGUUCUCUACUUUAUGGCCCAGGAAUCGACGAUUCAAUAUAAUCCUGAAAGAAGUUCUGCUGACAACGCGGAGGCACCUUUUUUCCGAGGGACUGCCGGAAAUGGCGUCGUAAUGGCCGCCAUCUUGAUAUUUUUUUUUGAAAAUUUCACAAAAUGUUUA
This is a messenger RNA of Diachasmimorpha longicaudata, 4727 nucleotides long. RefSeq lists its product as uncharacterized. Lineage: Eukaryota; Metazoa; Arthropoda; Insecta; Hymenoptera; Braconidae. The record is from RefSeq and is a predicted model, not a curated record. Bases 14 to 754 code for a protein of 246 amino acids. The transcript is spliced from 2 exons.